Molecule: messenger RNA, 3727 nt
Organism: Galeopterus variegatus (Sunda flying lemur)
Lineage: Eukaryota; Metazoa; Chordata; Mammalia; Dermoptera; Cynocephalidae
Product: Niemann-Pick C1 protein-like
Exons: 20
Coding region: 22-3390 (1122 amino acids)
Cellular component (GO): membrane
Molecular function (GO): lipid carrier activity
Source: RefSeq, a predicted model, not a curated record
CCGUCCUGUUUUUAUAAUCUAAUGAACCUGUUUUGUGAGCUGACAUGUAGCCCUCAACAGAGUCAGUUUCUGAAUGUAACAGCAACUGAAGAUUAUGUUGAUCCUGAUACAAACCAGACGAAAACAAACGUAAAAGAGUUACAGUACUAUGUUGGACAGAGUUUUGCCAAUGCCAUGUACAAUGCCUGCCGGGAUGUGGAGGCCCCCUCAAGUAAUGUCAAGGCCCUGGGACUCCUGUGUGGGAAGGAUGCUGAUGCCUGCAAUGCCACCAACUGGAUCGAGUACAUGUUCAACAAGAACAACGGACAGGCGCCGUUUACCAUCACUCCCAUUUUUUCAGAUUUUCCAGUCCAUGGGAUGGAGCCCAUGAAUAAUGCCACCAAAGGCUGCAACGAGUCUGUAGAUGAGGUCACAGGGCCAUGCAGCUGCCAGGACUGUUCUGUUGUUUGUGGCCCCAAGCCCCAGCCCCCACCCCCUCCUAUCCCCUGGAGGAUAUUUGGCUUGGACGCCAUGUAUGUUAUCAUGUGGAUCACCUACAUGGCAUUUUUGCUUAUGUUUUUUGGAGCAUUUUUUGCAGUGUGGUGCUACAGAAAACGGUAUUUUGUCUCCGAGUACACUCCCAUUGAUAGCAAUAUAGCUUUUUCUGUGAAUGCUGGUGACAAAGGAACAGCUUGGCUCCUAACCUCCACCCUCCCUUCCUCUCCUGCUCUUCCAGGGGAGGCGUCCUGCUGCGACCCAGUCGGUGCAGCAUCUGAGCGCUGUUUGAGGCAGUUCUUCACACAGUGGGGAUCUUUCUGUGUCCGAAACCCUGGCUGUGUUAUUUUCUUCUCACUGUUCUUCAUUGCUGCGUGUUCUUCUGGCCUGGUGUUUGUUCGGAUCACUACCAAUCCAGUAGACCUCUGGUCAGCCCCCGGCAGCCAGGCUCGCCUGGAAAAAGAAUACUUUGACGCGCACUUCGGGCCUUUCUUCCGGACAGAGCAGCUCAUCAUCCGGGCCCCCCACACAGACAGGCACACGUACCAGCCCUACCCAUUGGGAGCAGACGUGCCCUUUGGACCUCCGCUUGACAUACAGAUUUUGCACCAGGUUCUUGACUUACAAAUAGCCAUUGAAAACAUUACUGCAUCUUAUAACAACGAGACUGUGACACUUCAAGACAUCUGCUUGGCCCCUCUCUCACCAUAUAACAAGAACUGCACCAUUAUGAGUGUGUUAAAUUACUUCCAGAACAGUCAUUCCAUAUUGGACCACGAAAUAGGGGACGACUUCUAUGUGUAUGCUGAUUACCACACACACUUUCUGUACUGCGUUCGGUUUAUUAAUUUUGUGAAAAACUACAAUAAUCCAAAUCUGACCAUUUCUUUCACUGCUGAGCGAAGUAUUGAAGAUGAGCUAAAUCGUGAAAGUGACAGUGACAUCUUCACGGUUGUCAUUAGCUAUGCCGUCAUGUUUCUGUAUAUUUCCCUGUUCUUGGGACACAUCAAAAGUUGUCGCAGGCUUCUGGUGGAUUCUAAAAUCUCUCUAGGAGUUGCAGGAAUCCUGAUUGUGUUGAGCUCGGUAGCAUGCUCACUGGGCAUCUUCAGUUUCAUUGGGAUCCCCCUGACUCUCAUCGUGAUUGAAGUCAUCCCAUUUCUGGUGCUGGCUGUUGGAGUGGACAACAUCUUCAUUCUGGUGCAGACUUACCAGAGAGAUGAACGUCUUCAAGGGGAAACUCUGGAUCAACAACUAGGCAGGGUCCUAGGAGAAGUGGCUCCUAGUAUGUUCCUGUCAUCCUUUUCUGAGACUGUAGCAUUUUUCUUAGGAGCAUUGUCAGUGAUGCCAGCCGUCCACACGUUCUCUCUGUUCGCGGGCAUGGCAGUCUUCAUUGACUUUCUUCUUCAGAUUACCUGCUUUGUGAGCCUCUUGGGGUUAGACAUUAAACGUCAAGAGAAAAACCGGCUGGACAUCCUUUGCUGCAUUGGAGGCACCGAAGAUGGACCGAGCAUCCAGGCCUCAGAGAACCGCUUGUUUCGCUUCUUCAAAAACUACUAUUCUCCACUUCUGCUGAAGGACUGGAUGCGGCCACUUGUGAUAGCGAUCUUUGUAGGUACUCUGUCAUUCAGUAUUGCAGUCCUGAACAAAGUAGAAAUUGGAUUGGAUCAGUCUCUUUCAAUGCCAGAUGACUCCUACGUGGUGGAUUAUUUCAAGUCCCUCAGUCAGUACGGGCAUGCGGGCCCGCCUGUAUACUUUGUCCUGGAGGAAGGGCACGAUUACAGAUCUCUGAAAGGGCAGAACAUGGUGUGCGGUGGCGUGGGCUGCGACAACGACUCCCUGGUGCAGCAGCUCUUCAGCGCAGCGCAGCUGGACAACUAUACCCGAAUAGGCUUUGCUCCCUCAUCCUGGAUUGAUGAUUAUUUUGAUUGGGUUAAACCACAGUCGUCUUGCUGUAGAGUCUACAAUGUCACUGGCCAGUUCUGCAAUGCUUCAGUGGUCAACCCUGCCUGUGUCCACUGCAGGCCCCUGACUCCAGAGGGCAAGCAGAGGCCUCAGGGUGGCGACUUCCUGCGAUUCCUGCCCAUGUUUCUUUCUGACAACCCUAACCCCAAGUGUGGCAAAGGGGGACAUGCUGCUUACAGUUCGGCAGUUAACAUCCUUGGCAAUGACACUGGAGUUGGAGCCACAUACUUCAUGACCUACCACACCGUGCUGCAGACCUCCACUGACUUCAUUGAUGCCAUGAAAAAAGCCCGACUUGUAGCCAGUAACAUCACCGAAGCCAUGGGUGUUAAAGGCAGUAAUUAUCGUGUGUUCCCGUACAGCGUGUUUUAUGUCUUCUACGAACAGUACUUGACCAUUAUUGAAGACACGAUCUUUAACCUUGGCGUGUCACUGGGAGCGAUAUUUUUGGUGACCACGGUCCUUCUGGGCUGUGAGCUGUGGUCUGCUGUCAUCAUGUGUGCCACCAUCGCCAUGAUCGUGGUCAACAUGUUUGGAGUCAUGUGGCUGUGGGGCAUCAGUCUGAACGCAGUUUCCUUAGUCAACUUGGUGAUGAGCUGUGGCAUCUCCGUGGAGUUCUGCAGCCACAUAACAAGAGCGUUCACAGUGAGCCUGAGAGGAAACCGUGUGGACCGCGCAGAGGAGGCGCUCGCUCACAUGGGCAGCUCUGUAUUCAGUGGAAUCACACUUACAAAAUUUGGAGGGAUAGUGGUGUUGGCCUUUGCCAAAUCUCAAAUUUUCCAGAUAUUUUACUUCAGAAUGUAUUUAGCCAUGGUCUUACUGGGAGCCACCCAUGGCCUGAUAUUCCUCCCCGUCAUACUCAGUUACAUAGGACCAUCUAUAAAUAAAGCCAAAAGUUGUGCCACUGAAGAUCGAUACAAAGGUACAGAGCGAGAACGACUCCUAAAUUUCUAGCCCUCUUCCAGGGUUUGGUGACUCUGAACUGUAGCUAAGGGUCAGUUUACCACUAGGUAGUAGCUGCGUUGUCAAGGCUGAGCUGAACACUGGAUGUUACCAAACAUCAGGCUAUUUGACAGUAGCGUCUUCGGACAGAGCUUUUAAAGUCAGGAUGCACAUCUGACUUGUGACGCAGUAUUACUAAAUCUGAAGACAUCCACAGGACACUAGAGCCUCUCCCAGCUUCUUCAGGAAAGAAGCCUUAUUCUUUGAUAAGGGGAAGGUGACACUAGGAUGGCUGUGACUGUGAUCUGCUCGUGACACCUUUUAGGGCCAAUGAAGGCACUCUUUUUUU